AAAGACCCUUACUUUGGUGAUGGACAAAGGAGAAAGGACUGGCAUAACAAAGAAGCUAUAAGGAGGGACUCUGAGCGUGUAGGAAAUGGAGAACAGGGAAAACCUUACCCAAUGACUGAUGCAGAGCGAGUGGACCAGGCGUACAGGGAAAAUGGCUUUAAUAUCUUUGUGAGUGAUAAAAUUUCUCUGAAUCGUUCCCUUCCAGACAUCAGACAUCCAAACUGCAAGAAUAAGCUGUACCUGGAGAAGCUUCCGAACACUAGUGUGAUAAUACCGUUCCAUAACGAAGGAUGGUCCUCUCUCCUCCGGACAGUACACAGUGUCCUAAACCGCUCCCCUCCUGAGCUGAUAGCAGAGAUAGUGCUGGUGGAUGACUUCAGUGACAGAGAACACCUGAAGAAACGCCUGGAAGAUUAUAUGGCCCAGUUCCCGAAUGUAAGAAUCCUCCGAACCAAAAAGAGAGAAGGGCUGAUAAGAACUCGAAUGCUGGGGGCCUCUGCGGCAAUAGGGGAUGUCAUCACCUUCUUGGAUUCCCAUUGCGAGGCCAACGUGAACUGGCUGCCACCUCUGUUAGAUCGCAUUGCACGAAACCGCAAGACUAUCGUUUGCCCUAUGAUUGAUGUUAUUGAUCAUGACCACUUUGGAUAUGAGACUCAGGCUGGAGACGCAAUGCGAGGUGCAUUUGACUGGGAGAUGUAUUACAAGAGGAUCCCUAUUCCUCCUGAGUUACAGAAACUUGAUCCCAGUGAUCCCUUUGAGUCUCCUGUAAUGGCUGGAGGACUGUUUGCAGUCGAUAGAAAGUGGUUCUGGGAGCUGGGAGGGUAUGAUGCAGGUCUGGAGAUAUGGGGAGGAGAGCAGUAUGAAAUAUCCUUUAAGGUAUGGAUGUGUGGGGGUCGCAUGGAGGACAUCCCUUGCUCUAGAGUUGGACAUAUCUACAGAAAAUAUGUUCCAUACAAGGUUCCAACUGGAGUCAGCCUGGCAAGAAACUUGAAGCGGGUGGCUGAGGUGUGGAUGGACGAGUAUGCAGAGUACAUAUACCAGCGUAGACCAGAGUACCGGCAUCUUUCUGCAGGGGACGUCGCAGCUCAGAAGGAACUUCGCAACAACCUCAACUGCAAAAGCUUCAAAUGGUUCAUGAACGAGGUCGCGUGGGACUUGCCAAAGUUUUACCCACCAGUGGAGCCUCCAGCAGCUGCUUGGGGAGAGGUACGCAAUGUAGGAACUGGACUGUGUGUGGAUACUAAGCAUGGGGCCCUGGGAUCCCCACUGAGGCUGGAAAACUGUGUGAAGGACAGAGGAGACGCAGCAUGGAACAACGUGCAGGUAUUCACAUUCAGCUGGAGAGAAGACAUCCGUCCCGGGGAUCCUCAGCAUACCAAGAAGUUUUGUUUUGAUGCCAUUUCCCACAGCAGCCCUGUGACCCUCUAUGACUGUCAUGGAAUGAAGGGGAACCAGCUCUGGAGAUACCGAAAAGACAAGACCCUCUACCAUCCAGUAAGCAGCAGCUGUAUGGACUGCAGUGAGAGUGACCGAAAGAUCUUUAUGAAUAGCUGCAAUCCUUCAUCUCCAACACAGCAGUGGAUAUUUGAACAUACAAACUCAACCGUCUUGGAAAAAUUUAACAGAAAUCUUGAUCUUUAAAAGACUGAGAAUAUAUAAAUAUAUAUUUUACAAUUAUAGUUUUUACUGGGGAGGAUUACAAAAAAUUUUUUUAAGAAUACUUUUUUUUAAACAGUUAAUGAAGGUAAAAGGGAGAAUCUCAGGAGAAGGUUAACUAGCAGGCCAGUCUUUAUUGCAAAGAUGCUGCAUCCUUCUCUUCUGGGGAUGGUGGAAUUUUAAAGGCUUUGCCAGAGCCACUUCUGUGCUGAGACUGAACAAAAACUCUGUUUUUAGAGGAGUCUGAAUGUGAUUUAAACUGCUUUUUUUUUUUUUUUGCCUUUUUUGUUUUUUGUUUUAUUUGCCACCUGGGUCUGGUGUUAAAUGAUCUUGUUAUCUGGGACCCUCCAGGACUUUUUGUAGCUGCUAUACUACCCACUGAAGUGUUCCCACAUAGGUGCUUUAUCUUCCAAAGUCCAUCUA
This is a messenger RNA of Aptenodytes forsteri (emperor penguin), 2079 nucleotides long. RefSeq names its product polypeptide N-acetylgalactosaminyltransferase 10 (gene GALNT10). NCBI's taxonomy places the organism in Eukaryota, Metazoa, Chordata, Aves, Sphenisciformes, Spheniscidae. Gene Ontology annotation, cellular component: Golgi apparatus. Bases 112 to 1641 code for a protein of 509 amino acids. The transcript is spliced from 11 exons. The record is from RefSeq and is a predicted model, not a curated record.